GUCAGAACGGUUUCUCAGUGGGCAGACAAGCUGGGGAUUGCCAAAAUCAUAACUGGGGAAAAAGUGGAGGGCUGUUGUUCUUUGAAGAUUAUUUUUAUUGCAGCAAGGCAGUCCAGGAAAGUUCUCCAUGAAUGUACGUCACAAUGAUGAUGACAGACCAGAUACCACUGGACCUGCCUCCGCCCUUACUGAACGGAGAGGUUCCGAUGAUGCCGCACAUGGUUAACGGGGACGGAUCGCAACAGGUCAUCCUGGUUCAAGUCAACCCAGGAGAGACGUUUACCAUAAGGGCAGAAGAUGGAUCUCUGCAGUGCAUUCAAGGUCCCGCAGAGGUCCCGAUGAUGUCACCCAACGGCUCCAUCCCGCCGAUCCACGUGCCCCCGGGCUACAUCUCCCAGGUUUUGGAGGACAACACUGGGGUCCGGAGAGUGGUGGUUACCCCGCAGUCUCCAGAAUGUUACCCUCCCAGCUACUCCCCAGCCAUCUCCCCCACUCACCACCUGCCCCCUUACCUGACCCACCCCCACUUCAUCCCCAACUCUCACACUGCUUUCUACCCACCGGUCAGCCCCGGUGAUAUGAACCACCAUCAGUACUACCAGCAUCACCUUCCACCUAUGUACAGCGAAGAAAUCAUCCCCGUCUACGGCAUGUCCAACUACAUCGGGCGGGAGGAGCAGUACAGCAAGCCGCAGCCCAAGAAGAUGAAGGAGAGGCAGCUGGAUAGGCAGAACCGGCUCAACAGCCCGCCCUCCUCCGUUUACAAGAGCGGCGGCGGGGGUGGAGGCUGCACCGCCACGCACAACGGCUACGGCAAGAGCCAUAGCGUGGGGGGCGGGGGCGGGGGCAGCCCGGGCAUCAAGAAGACGGACAGACGGGCGCGGAGCAGCCCCAGAGCAAGCGAACACGACCUGCAAGACCAUGACACAGAGGCAAAAAGAGUUCAAGAUGUGCUUUCAGGAAUCGACAAACCACAGGUUUCCAACGUCCAAGCUCGGACGGCCGUGCUGAGCUGGAACCCGCCUGCCGGCCUGCUGAACAGAGACAGGCACAACAGCGACCUUCCCUACUCCUGCAGCUACGAGAUCACGCUGUCGGACAAGGGACGAGACGGGAAGUACCGCGUCAUCUACAGUGGAGAGGAAUUGGAGUGUAAUUUGAAAGAUCUAAGACCCGCAACAGACUAUCAUGUAAGGGUGAAUGCCCUGUGCAAUUCGGUGAAGGGGCCCUGCUCAGAUGCGGGGGCCUUCACCACCCACAGCAGCGCUCCAGACUGCCCCUUCCCUCCGAAACUGUCCCACCGGACAAAGAGCACCCUAACCCUGCAGUGGAAGCCGCCGGUAGACAAUGGGUCGAAAAUCACCAGCUACCUGUUAGAGUGGGACGAGGGAAAGAAGAACAACGUUUUCAGAGAAUGCUAUUUUGGGAGCCAAAGGCACUGUAAACUUACAAGACUGUGUCCAGCCAUGGGGUACACGUUUCGAUUAGCAGCACGGAAUGACAUCGGCACCAGUGGCUUCAGCGCCGAAGUGGUCUUCUACACGACUGGAAACCUCCCCCAGCUGCCCCUGGCACCGCGGCUGGUGCGGGCCGGUAUCACCUGGGUCACACUGGAGUGGAGCCGCCCCGACGGCUGCACGGCCGAGGAGGUCAUCACCUACACCCUGGAGAUCCAGGAGGAGAACAAUGGAACUGAGUUUAAUCCAAAGUACACUGGAGAAAACUUGACUUGUACGGUGGGAGGCCUGAAGAGGAGCACACAGUAUAAAUUCAGGCUCAUAGCUUCCAGCAUGGAAGGAAGGAGCAGCCCCAGUGAAAUCCUGGUUUGUAACACAAGUCCAGACAAGCCAGGACCACCCUCCAAACCGUGCGUUAAGGGUGCCGUGACGCCCCACAGCUUCUGCGUGAAAUGGGACCCUCCUCAAGACAAUGGCGGCUCAGAAAUUUUGACAUACCUCUUGGAAAUUUCAGAAGGAAAUUCUGACGCUAAUCAAUGGGAUGUUGCAUAUAGUGGACCGGCCACGGAGUGUGAAUGUGAUCACUUGAAACCUGGCACUUUGUACAGACUGCGGAUCUGCUGCAUUAGCACCGGCGGACACAGUCAGUGUUCUGAAAGCCUGCCGGUCCGUACGCUAAGUGUGGCCCCAGGGCCCUGCCAGCCCCCAAGGAUUGUGGGUAAAGCCAAACACAAGGAAGUACAACUACAGUGGGACUGCCCCUCCUCUGAAGGCUCCUGUGAGGUGACUGAGUACAGCGUGGAGAUGAGUCAGGCGGACGCCGACCCCGCCCAGGUCUACCACGGGCCCAACCUGGAGUGCACCGUGGGCAGCCUGCUCCCUGGAGCCACCUACAGCUUCCGCGUGCGUGCAGCCAAUGACGCCGGGUACGGAGAUUACUCUGAGGCCACAGAGGUGACGACUGCAGCUGGUCCUCCGGGCCAGUGUGGGGCGCCCUCUCUUACACUCACGUCAAGUACCUGCGUUCUGGUGAGCUGGGAGAGCCCAGAGAACUCUGGGGCUGACAUCUCUGAGUACCGGCUGGAGUGGAGCCGGGAUGAGGACACCCUGGAGCUCAUUUACUCUGGUACAGACACCCAGUGCGAGAUCUCAGACCUUACAGCAGCCACACACUACUGCUGCAGACUGCAGGCUGCCAAUCAGGCAGGAGCAGGGCCCUACAGCGAAUUGGUGAGCUGCCAGACCCCCGCCACCACACCGGACGCAGUGUCUACCUUCUACCUGGCGGACUAUGACCACGCAGACGGGCGCACAUCCUCGCCAUCCACGUGCCUCGUCCUGAAGUGGGAGGAGCCCUGCAAUAACGGGGCAGAGGUCACCUCCUACAACAUCAUGAUGGGGGAAAGCCUGGUUAGCGUGGACAACGUGACCUGCUACGUGAUCGAGGACCUGCAACCGGACAGCAAGUACAUCCUUCAGAUCCAGGCCGUGAACGAGAUUGGAGCCGGCCCCUUUUGCCCGCCCCUGCAGGUGCGGACUCGCCCGCUGCCCCCAGCCCCGCCCCGCCUGGAGUGUUCCGCGGCCGGGCCUCAGAGCCUGAAGCUCAAAUGGGGAGACAGCAAUGGCAACGCCAAAGUCCUGCUGAGCGACGAAAUGGCCUAUGCCCUGCAGAUGGAGGACAAGAACCAGAGGUUUGUGACCAUCUACCGAGGACCAAGCCACACCUACAAGGUACAGAGACUGACAGAGUAUAGCAGCUUCAGCUUCAGGAUACAGGCCCUGAGCGAGGCGGGAGAGGGGCCCUUUUCUGAUGUCUACACCUACACCACCACCAAAUCCAUACCGCCCGCCCUCAAAGCCCCCAGAGUCGCGCAGGUGAAAGGUAACGUCUGCGAGGUCACGUGGGAGGCCAUUUCACCAAUGAGAGGAGACCCGGUCUGCUACAUCCUCCAAAUGCUAGUCGGGCGGGAGUCCGAGUACAAGCAGGUGUUUAAGGGCGAGGAGACCACAUUCCAGAUCUUGGGGCUCCAGAACAACAUGGACUACCGCGUGCGCGUGUGCGCGUGCCGCCGGUGCGCGGACACGGCCCAGGAGCUGUGCGGGCCCCUGAGCCCGUCCUCCCUCUUCACGCUGCGACGCACCGAGCUGGCCGUCCCCGGCGAGCCAGGCACAGCCAGCACCGACCUGGCCCGGGGCAUCAUCUCCUCCGACGAACAGUUCGCCGCCCUCAUCGUCCUGGGCUUCGCCACGCUCUCCAUCCUCAUGGCCUUCAUCCUGCAGUACUUCUUCAUGAAGUGAGACGACGCAACAAAAAAAGAGAGAGCAACACGAAACAAACUUGAGAUAUAUUUUUUAAGAAAGUGCGACGCAUUGUAGUUCCAGUGUGUAUUCAGGCUUUUCUCUUCCUGGUCUUUUUCUCCGUUCCUCCUCGUCAUUGGAUUUAGCUAGAGAGGGGCCUUAGGCCGUUUGCCACAGCUUGCUUGGGAAAGAAAAUUGUGAUUAACAAGCCUUAAAAGGAGUCAUGGGCAAGAACCAGUUUCUACAGGCUGAUUUGCAUGUUUUUGUAUCGUUUUAAAUGUAUAUGACUAAAAAAAUGUAUUUUUUCUUUACAUUGAUGGCCUUACUUCGUUUUAUCUGAAUUUGCUUCAGCGUAAAUCUAUUUUUUUCUUUUCUUUUUUUUUUUUACAGCCAUAUUCUAUGUAGACAUCAUAGCUUUAACUUUUAAGCUUUUAACUUGCAACAUCUAAUGUCUUUUGAGGUCAAAUAAUUUGCAGUGUUUUUAUCAGUUCUUCCGAAUUUCAGUGUGCUUAAUAGCUACGUCUUUGUGCUCAGAAAAAACCAUCGUGGAAUCAUCAUUUCAUCAGUAGGACGAGUCAAUGCCACCAGCAUUAAGCUGCCAAAGCAAAUUGCAAUCCAAGUGUGGUUUAAGUGAAUGCUGCUAUCCUGUUGUUUUUAAAAGAAUGAAACCAGUAACCUAAUAUAUACACAUAUAUAUCAAAAUAUAUAAAUUCUAUAGAGGUAAUGUAAUAUAAAUGACAUUGGGUUUGAAGAAUCAAAAUUCAAGUGAGCAUGAGUCAGCGUGCGUACAAUGGUGCUUUUCAGAUUAAAUUUCCGUGGUCAGUAGUUCUUCGGGCUUGGGCUGGGAAGUCGGGCGUGUCCAGGCUGGAAAGCGCCGACGUCCGCUCUCCGCCGCGGCCUGCGUAAGAGUUCGUUCGGUUCGAGGCGCUGAACCCCACCUGGCCUGACCGCCGCUCAUUCCCGCUUUCCUUUCCAGAUCUUUCCUGCGCCGCCGCCCCUGCCUCUGCUGACAUUUUGUACUUUAACCUUUGGCUUUUUGACCCCGGGGAAACACUGGGCCUGAUAGGGACCCCGUGCCUGUAGGGGGGUGGAGCGAGGGGGGAGGCCUCUGUGAUGGAAGCCAGUGCUGUGCUGUGAAAAAAAAUCACUCUGUGAAUUAAUACCCGAGUCAUCAGGCCAUCUCUUUCUCUCCUGCUCUCUCUUCCUCCCGUACUGUAACUUUUCCCUCUCAUUCUCAGUUUCUCAGAAUCAGUCACUCUCUCUGUUCCUUCAUUCUCUCCUCCAUAGACCUAAUUGAAGAACAACGGUGCUUUAUUUGAAUGACAACAAAGAAUUGCCGAAUCAGAGGCAGUCCUUCACUCGUUCCGUCUUUCCGACACUAACGCUGAAACACAAGAAUGUGUCCAUGUGAAACACCAUGGGAAAGUUGCCCAUAAUCCUUUCUAGCCACGUCAUGGUACAAAACCAGCAGAUCUUAUUAAUCCAAAGAGUUUCUUGAAAUGUUACACUCUCAGAUCCUUUUGAAGUUUUUACUGGUGGCGGGGGUUGGGGGGCUCGGUGACUGGCGGCAAGCCCCUCCCAUUCUCUGACUGACAAGCCUGUAUUGUACCUCAGGGAACACGGACUUUCAGGAGGUGAUGAAAUGAACGCUACAUUUCCAAGAGGGUGCUGCAAACACUACGUUUUAGAUUGUGAUUUUUGCCCGAGCCUGUCAUUGUUGCCUUUUUUUUCUUUUCUUUUAUUUGUGGCCUCCUUUCCCUCGUUCGCCUUGUUCAAUGUUUUUUUUUUGUUUUGUUUUGUUUGUUUGUUUUGGUUUUUUCAUUGCCUAAGCUGUGCCUUGCUCUGCAGUGUCCAUAAGCAAAAUCGUUUACUAGCUCAAAAAUACCUUUUGCCAAAGUUAAUGGGAAAGUAAGGUAUAAUUUUUUAGGUUUAUUUAUACUAUAUAUUGCAUACAGUACUUUAAAUGCCAAUUACAGUGCAAUCUUCAUUUAUUUAUUUUUUAAAAAUUAAGAGACAAGUGUAGUUAUGUACUAAUUUUUCCCUUGUAGCAUGUUAUUUUUUUCUGUUUUUGUAUUGAUGUAUUUUAGAUUUAUAAAUACAGGCCAGCAUUCCUAAUAUCAGUAACCCUUUAUUUUUUUCAGUAAUUGGGUACAUUGUAGCGCGUACAGUACAAUGCCAAUAUCAGUUAAGUUUUACAUGUAUCAAAAAGCCUGUUCAUCUCCUUUUAAAGCAAGCGCUGAAUUUACAGCCUAUUUAAAUUGUCUUUAGAGAUGUGGCAAAUGUUUAGCCAGGUUAUGGUUUCUUUAAUGGGAUAUAAUUACUGUAGCUAUAUUUGGCAUUGCUCAAUAGUGUUAUAAAGCUUGUAAUAUCAUAUUGCCAAAGCUAAGGCUUGCCCACUCUAUUUUACUCUGUUUGUGUGAAGGGUUUAUGCAAGAAAAAUCCUUUCUGAAAAUUGAGCAGUACUAUCUCAAAAGGAACAUUUUAAACAGUUUGACAAGAAUACUUUCUUCUUGUAAAAGAAAAUGUGCCAUUUAAUUGUAUAACCCUUUUGAAAAUGAACUUUUGGUGUCACUCUGAAAAAUGAGAAAAACAAUCAAAUUAUGUUUUGGGACAAAAACCUUUUUUAUUUUUUAUUUUCAGAUUCAAUAUGUCAGCGCAAUAGUGAACAUAUCCAGUAUUUUGAUAAUGACAUAUAUAGAUAGAUAUAUAGUAUGAUGGUAAUACAAAAUACAACUAACUGAAAUGAAGCACUUUUUAAAGCAAAACAUUAUAAGUCUUUAUAAGAAAUAUAUCAUUGAACUGUAAUGCUUGAUUAAGCAACUUCAUUGGUUAUUGAACAGAGAAAUGUCAUUGCUGUUUCAAAAUUUUCUUGAAAGCAACACAGAGUCUAUUCAACAGUCCUUGGCAACCAUGAUCGCAUUUGGCACAAAGAUCUCUUCAGUUGUACGUAAGUUGUGUCUCUGGUGAAUAUUUAUUCCUUCAAAGACCCCAGGUCCCUCUGCAGCAAACUAUUUCUCAUGUCAAAGGUUUGAGAUGAUAUUCAGGAGAAUUGAGUAGACUCCAGAUUUAAUUGAGUCUAGAGUUCAAUGCCUCCAAGUUGCAUCAGAACAUAUUCUGAAAAGAGCAAAGCAUUGGUCUGACUGGACUUGAAGGUUUAAAAAAAAAAAAAAAAAAAAAAAAAAAGUUUUGUUUUUUUUCUUGUCUUUUUUUAGCCAUGAGUUUGGGAUUUUUGAAAACAGUAGUUUGGCGAUUAAUCAGCACUGCUCCAGACGUAAUCCCAGGUAAUUGUGUAGAGACACAAAAUGUUUUCAAUCAUUUAAACCUGAAAUAAGAGUAUUUUACCUCACAGUUAGGAAAAAUAAACAUUCCAAGCUUUCCAUGAUUUUGCCAUUUUAAAUCAUACAUUUCUUCUUGUAUUGUAAAUUUUAGACGAUUUCAUAUGCAUAUAUAAAAGAAACUGCCAUAUCAAUUUUAAUGUAUAGAUUUUGCAAAUACUACCCUAUGUAUGUAAGACUAAACUGUAUCUGUAGCGUAUAUGUAAUAUAUUUAUGCCCAAUAAAUGUUUUAAUUUUUUCUGA
Messenger RNA from Conger conger (European conger), 7333 nucleotides. RefSeq names its product fibronectin type III domain containing 3Ba (gene fndc3ba). Gene Ontology annotation, molecular function: protein binding. The transcript is spliced from 26 exons. The record is from RefSeq and is a predicted model, not a curated record. The coding region runs from base 132 to 3755 and encodes 1207 amino acids. Lineage: Eukaryota; Metazoa; Chordata; Actinopteri; Anguilliformes; Congridae.